AUGCCUGCUUCUCUGCCUCCUGUUCCGUCCGAUGCUGAGAGCGAUACUAGCUCAGGCCUGCCCGAGACCUUCUCGGACAACGCGUCCGACUCUGAUUCCUCCACCGCACCUAGCGUCUUCGACGAUAGCAGCGAAUCUGAGUCCGAGUCUGACGAUGAAUCUGAUGACGAGUCUGACGAUGAAGUGGCACUGGAAGAUGAAGAGGAGCAGCUUUCACCAGAAUACUACCUCCAGGAGGCCGAGGCUCUUGAUGUCUCCCAGCUCCGACAGAAACGCUAUAGCCCGAAAACUCAGGAGAGGUUGGAUGAGACGUCAUUGCGGCAUCCCCGCGUACAGGAAUUGGGCGCAAAGCGCGAUCCAGUGAAAUGCCUGUCCUGGAUCUCCGAUACCGAGGAGACGGUCCGCUUUCUCAAGGCUCUCUUUUCCUGGCGAUGUGACCAACGAAGAGGAAAGGACGGACGUCGCACCCCGGGACUGAAAACCAAAAGCUCACUCAACGCAUUCUGGAAGUGGUGGCAUCUGAUCUACAAGGCCGAGGUUGGACAUGGCCUCGGCAAAGAUAUUCAAGUUAAGAUCCAUGAUGUGCUCGCGAUAGUUGCGACUGAUAAGAAACUUUCCCUCAAAAAACGCCCGAAAGCAACUAUGUUUGUGGAGGAUGUAGCUGAGUUUGCCCGAGUGAUCUUGUCCACGACAGAGAUGACUUUUCCUUGUGGCUGGUAUCGAAUACAACUCCUCCUUUUCUGCCAGCUGGCCGCUAUCACCGGCAACCGUCCGGGGGCGCUACUGAAACUCCGCUUCCAGGAUCUCAAAUUGACAUUGAUUCGGGAUCCUAGCGGAGGACGUCCUCGACUGUUUAUCUACCUGAGACCGGAAUUCACAAAAUCAUUUCUUGGUGCGAAAGAAUCAGAGGCGUUUCCAAUUCCGGAAAUUAUCUUUGAUCCUACGUUGGUCCUUAGUCCUCAUGUCUUUCUGCUGGGCAUUCUGUUUAGAAUUGGCGCAUUCAAAAGUCUGUCCAACGAUAGCCCUGUGCUGGACUGCCCGGAGAAAUUGUACCGUCUUCGGGUCCUACAUGGUCUCGGUGAACAGGAAUUAAAACUGAAAGACGAAAUCAUGGAUCAGCAUGUGUUUUGCCAGGCUUUGCGGGAAGCGGAUGGGAUCCGAUUCGCACCAGAAAUUCCACUUACCCGGGGAUGGCUGGGCUAUAGAAUGAAAAGAGGUGGUGAGAUUACUGGCUUUGCGGAUGUGACGAAGCCAUACGGCCUCCGAUACGGCGCUGCAAAAGCGUUUAACGAUAGUCCGGAUGUAUCGAAUGAACUGCAGAACGUCAUGCUGCAGCACGCAAGCAUUGAUACUUUUGUUCGGCACUACAGUGUGGGUAUUCACGUGGACGCCCAGGCAAUCGUACGAGGCCUUCCCGCUGAGAAGCAGCUUAUGCGAUUUGCCUGUUCGAUGAGUCGGUCCAUUGAUCCUCGGAGACCCUACCGGCUAGAGGAUACGAGCUGUAUUAAUGGUAUUCCCCGUGUGCGCACUUUGGAAGAGAGGAAGCAGAUGCGAAUGCAGACUCGAGAUGCGAAGAAGCGCACCUACGAAAAUGCUCAGGGCGCAUUGCAACGGGAUUUCGGCGAUCACCCACCAAAGAAGGGUUCAAAAGGUGUGGAGAAGUUACGCAAGAAAUACCAGCGCGCGGAAGAUUUGUACAAUCACGCAGUGAAGCUGUUAAGAAAUGAGAAGAGGCGGCAAAAGCACCGCUUAAUCCGUGAAAAUUUGGAGCGGUACAAAAAUGAGCAGCCAGUGAUCGACAGCGAGCGUCAACUUUCCGGGAAGGUUGUUGACGAAGACGUUAUGGGUGCGUUGCAGCGUACUGGUUAUAUGACUCUGCAACAUAUGACGCUUAUCGACAGUAUCCUGACUAUGCCGGGUACGACAAUCGAGAAAGAAUACGAACGCCGAAUUGCCACAAUCAAUGCAGUGAUUGCAGUCUGUGAUGCGGAAGAGGGUGCUCCCUCGCGCCCUGGCGCGCCGCGAAAACGCUCUGUCGAUGCUAUUGAUACACUGCCUGCUUCUUCUCUGCCUAAGAGACAAAAGUCUACCCCUUCAGAUGAGAACGGUGACGAUAGGUUUUCUCAGGCCAUCGCCUCUGUUUGCGUCAAAUAUCGAGAAGAAAGACCAACGAUAUGCUUUAUUUGUCUUGGUAACGCUGGACUGCCAGAAAGCGAACGCCUGAGAAUGUACAAGAACCCUGGGUCUCUCAGCCGACACUUCGUUGACAUACAUAUCAAGCCGUUCCCAAAUGACAUGCACUGUGAGUGCAACAUUUGCGGGGAAAAGCUGAUGUCAAAAUCGGGCCUACUGAACCAUGCGGAAAGUGUGCAUGGAACUGUCUCCCGCUUACCUUUACCAGUUCUUGGCCUACCCCUCCCAUAA
This is a messenger RNA of Penicillium verrucosum, 2424 nucleotides long. Its product is annotated as DUF3435 domain-containing protein. The record is from RefSeq and is a predicted model, not a curated record. Lineage: Eukaryota; Fungi; Ascomycota; Eurotiomycetes; Eurotiales; Aspergillaceae. The transcript is spliced from 5 exons. Bases 1 to 2424 code for a protein of 807 amino acids.